UGACCGGGCAGGAAGCGGUGCGGGCUGGUUCCUUCACAGAACCACAACCAGCACUUAGUUUGAUUUAAUACGGCGGGUACUGCCAAAACAAGUCGGUUAUCUCGCGGUUAUUACUGUGAAUACCUUUGGACCGGCUCCGAUCAGGGACAGGGGAGAUAUCCUGGAUGUCACCAUGGCUGCAAACUUUAGCAUUUCCAGCGACAGCGACUCAGAGCCCUCGGAGGAGGUAGAGGAAGGAGAACACAGCCAAUCACCAGCCGAAGAAGGGCAGCAGGUGUCCCAGCGCCACGCCCUCACCCUACCUGAGCUCAGGAUGGCAGGUCGAAUCAGGCUGAACUCAGAAUCCAAAGCUUCCACUGUCUCCAGGGACGUGGAGCUCCAGGCGAGGGUUGAAGACGAGGCCGGUACGCCCACCGAUGGAGCGCCGUUCAGGGGGCGGUCCAAGUCGGCUCCCCCUGCUUUAUGGGCGGCCAAGAAAUACGGCCGGCAACUCCGAAGGAUGAGUGACGAGUUCGACAGCCUACUAGACAAAGGGGAGAUGAGGAAGGUGAAGAGUGCUGGGACGCCCAAACAGAUGCACCACUCGAGGAGCUGGUGGAGCUACCUCUUCAGCCACCAGGAGAUGGAGGGAGAGAACAACCACCAUGAAAACCACACACACCGCACUGAGUAGGCACCGGGAGAGGAACACUGGAGCGAUGCAGGGUUCGGCGGAUGGAGGGAUCGCUUGGUGACGAGAAGAAAAGCAGUGGGGAGGCCAAGAGAAUAGUCGAGAAGAGAACAAUGAGACGUGCUCUGAGAAGGAAUAAUCAAAAAGAGAGAGAUCCAAACCUGAAGGCAUGGCUAGUCAUGUCGUUUUUAUACGUCAUUGGUAACUACAUUUAAAUAAUUUUCUGUAUUGGUGUUGGUUGUGAUGUUGAUAUUCUUGGGCAGCCCACUGAGAGAGGGUGUAAAUCAGUCAGGCGUGAGGAUAGACUCAGACUCAGAACCCCAAAGAACGGAUGGAAUGGCGGGCCGACAGAGGAGACAAUGCCUUCAAAACUCACAGAGAAAGACGAGUGUAUAUUUGAGAGGUGAGCGCUCAGUUGUCUCUGCCAUCAACACUAUGCAAUAUACUGUAGAUGGAGAGAUCAGUGCACUGAAAUCACAACGCCCGCAGCCGCUUCGAAUGCUGGUAGAAUCUCCUUCCUCGUCUCCUUGAGGAGGUGACAAAGUCACUGUGUAACCGAUGCUUGCUCAGCUCCAACACAAGCUGCUGGAGAUCACUGUAAGUGUGUGCCAAAUUAAUCUGCAGGCAAAAGAGCAAAGGAGGGAUUUUUUUGAGUAUUCAACCGGGGCCUUUAUCCAGCUUCCUGUUCUGCUACCUGCGAGCCAGAACCAAGACUCAAAACAACUGUACUCGACUAUCAUUCACUGCUUUGUAGCUCAGAUUUAGCUAAAGAGGAACAAUCUUGUACAAGGACAAUCUCUGACCAUGCAGAAAUACUAUCUUUUGUAAACUUCAGGGUUAGAUUAUAUCUGAGGAAAAUCACAUUAAACACACAUAUAAAAGCUCAAAAAACAAUAUGAAUCUAUCCUUUAAAGCCUCGGAUGAGCAACAAAAAACAACUUUGGAAUUUUUAUAUGUAAAUAUUUUGUGGAUAUUUUAUCAAAUGGCAGGGGGCGAGGUUAAAAGCUUCGUGGUACAGCCAGAGUUUUAUUUUACAAGGCUACCACGCUAUUUAAUAAGUCAGGCCGACCUAGCAAUAGGCAGUGUACAAUCGAUGGCUGUGGUGAUAAAUGUGAUGUGCAUAUUAAAGGUGUGGGUGGGGAUGAAUUAACUGCUGUACGAGGAGCCAACACACAAGCCUCUGGCCUCACUGAUCAGUACCCGGUGCUGACGGGUGGUGGAUUUAGAGUCUAGACACAUUUUAAAACAGCUGGGAGGGAUUCAAAGUAGAUUUUUACAAACUGUUAGAUGGGUUUAUAAAACCAUUUUUUGACGGUGGGUGAUUAACUUUCAUGUGCAUUGGGAUGUGAAUAAAAUGGGAUCUUAAUAUAUCAAGCCUUAGGUUAAAGAGUGCUGAUCUUAUUUAUGUAUUCAGGCUUUGGGCACAUACGACACACAAUCUGAAUUUUAUUACUAUAUUAACAAUUGUAUGCUCCGAUCAGCACUUCUACACAGCUUGGUGAAUACGAUUAGGCUAUCUGUGACUUGUUCAUUGGUAUGUGGGUCUUGAAAAUGGUAAUAGGUUUGUUCUGCUUGUGUCUUUGCCCCUUCCUCUCAACUGGUGGGGUUGAGUGGUGCAGGCUGAAGGGGCAAGUCUGUGUCGUCUUUAAACUGAAGCUUUUGCUCUGUCGUUUUCAUAGCUUUUUGGGUUAGGGUUUUAGGGCAAUUUUUAAUCAGAGUUCUGGACAAUCUGAAUGGCAUCACCUUUUUAAACAUUCAUGUCUGACAUGUCUGUUAGUAACAUAUGCAUCAACCUGACUCUGUAAGAUGACCUGACUGGAACAUUUUGGUAAAUCUUUAGUUGAACUAAUAUCUGCUAUAAAGCUCCCAAAACAGUUCAAGGUGCAGCAUGUAAGAAAUCAUUACCAUAUCCACUGAAGUUAGCAUGCUAACCCGCUAGCCCUUCGAUACUUUUUUACCCCAAGAACACUAUUGCUCCAAGCUUAGCAUGCUAAUUAGCAUGCUCCAACACAUCCUGGUCCAAAGCUCCUGUGCUAGUAGAGCUCUCAGUCCGAACCGCUAGCGCAUGGCUAACUGAGCUAACUAUCUAUGGGCGGCUCCAAUUAGCAGCAGUUAACGGUUACGGUAUGAAUUUGACACCUGGGUAAUUUUUACAUAUUGCACCUUUUAAUACAUUAAGACUAUGCUGUUACAUUUAAACCACUCCCUCUAAGAAAGAAACAGUUCAACCAUGUUAUGAUAUCAGAUCAGGGAACAGGUAAAGCAGGAAUGGCUUUUCUUUGUUUUACAUUCAAGCAGACCUUUAUCAUUCAGUCCACUGGCAGAGAGCUUGGGACCAGGUAUAAAUGCUUUAAUCUCUGUUGGGAACAAAGUCCAGCUGGAAUUUAUAAGAGUAUAAUAUUGUUCUGAGCUGCCUUGAACAUGCUGUAACCUGUGAUGUGACACCACACACCCAGCCUUGUGUGUUUACCUAAUUACCGCCUUAAACUUCACAGCUUGCUGUCACACAUCACGCUCAAGAAACGAUCACUUAAAAGCACAAUAACGUGGUUCGCUGUCACGGCCGCGAGAAAAACAAAAUGGCGAUUGUGAAAGAUUUCAGAAGAUGUCGUGUUUUGUGACCAACACCCCUGUGGCGGUGAACACACGCCAGAGGGAAAGCCUACCUGGGCACCUGGAGUUUUGCAACCAUCCUUGAUAUUACUUGAAUCCGUAGACGUGUGGAGAAAAUUGAAUUCUAGUCUUUCCUUCUUCUUCUUUUUUUUUUCUUAAUUUUUUAAUGACUUUUGUAAAUGUAUAUUCUCUACAGCUGUGAAACUUCUGGUAUAUGCUGUCCUGAAUAAAAUAAUUUUAAGAGUG
Acanthopagrus latus (yellowfin seabream) is the source of this 3529-nucleotide messenger RNA. RefSeq names its product BCL2 associated agonist of cell death b (gene badb). Lineage: Eukaryota; Metazoa; Chordata; Actinopteri; Spariformes; Sparidae. The transcript is spliced from 4 exons. Gene Ontology annotation, biological process: apoptotic process. Bases 173 to 673 code for a protein of 166 amino acids. The record is from RefSeq and is a predicted model, not a curated record.